Molecule: messenger RNA, 1677 nt
Organism: Trypanosoma cruzi
Lineage: Eukaryota; Euglenozoa; Kinetoplastea; Trypanosomatida; Trypanosomatidae
Product: ABC1 protein, putative
Exons: 1
Coding region: 1-1677 (558 amino acids)
Biological process (GO): ubiquinone biosynthetic process
Molecular function (GO): kinase activity
Source: RefSeq, a predicted model, not a curated record
AUGUUCAUGCCUAUGGGAUUUUUUUGCCGUCUUUUUUUUUUUUCUUUUGAGGAGGCAUUGCAUUUGUGUCAGCAGGCGAUAGGGCGAGGCUCCGUCUCUUUGAAAUUCAUGCUAAAAAGGAGUGGCACCAUUCGCUCAUUGCAAAACGUUUUCUGGGGAGCAGCAAAAAUCGCGGCGGCAAUUGUUGAUGCCAGCGUGGGAAACGUGAAUGUUGUGGACAACAGCCAUAACGGUGAUGGAGAGACGCCCGCUCGUGCCGCUGGGCGGAGCCACACCCCGUCGCCUCCCGAGGUACUGCCGAGGAGUGUGGUUACUCAGUUGCAUGAAUCCAAGGACGACUUAAGGAAAAAUGCUGUGUAUAUGUCUGUGCCUUCUACACGUAUUACUAGAGCCGCUGGAUUUGCGUCGCUGUUUGUGCAGCUUGGUUGGGAUCAUCUUGUGGAACGCAAUGGUGAAGGUAUUUUGUCGAGCCAAAGCCACAAACGUGUUGUUAACACACUGCGUCGGAUGCGUGGGGUGGUGUUGAAACUUGGGCAGAUGCUCAGCAUCCAGGACCCUGCCACUGUUCCUCAAUAUGUGUUGCAGCUAUUUGAGCAGGUACGUGACAGUGCCUACGCUAUGUCGCGCGAGCAACUUGAUCAGACUCUGGCGAAGGAAUACGGAAAUAUUAAUUGGAGAAAAGAUUUUUUUGUGGAGUUUGAUGAUGAACCCAUUGGCGCGGCCAGUAUUGGACAGGUACACCGUGCAACCAUCAAAGGAGAGGGCGACACAAAGAUUGAGCAUGUUGCCGUGAAGGUGCAAUACCCUGGUGUUGCAGCCAGCAUUGAUUCGGAUAUUGCGAAUCUGAAAAUGCUGAUUUCUUUGCAUCUGCUCCCUCCAGGAAUGUUUGUGGACAGAAUUUUGCAGGACCUCCGUCAGGAAUUUUUGUUGGAAUGCCGCUACAAGAUAGAGGCAGCAAAGCAGGUGCGGUAUGCCGCUCUAAUCAAGCAGGAACCAGAAUUGCAAGAGGUGUUUGUUGUCCCAAAAGUUUACGAGUUCCUCUCAACAGAAAACGUGUUGGUGACGCAGUUUGCUACCGGUAUUCCUGUUGACCGACUGGCGAACAUUUCAGGUGUGCAGGAUCUCAAGAAUUACGUGGCUGAGCGUAUGCUUCUGCUAACACUUACCGAACUUUUCCGCUGGCAUUUUAUGCAAACGGAUCCAAAUUACGCCAAUUUUUUGUUUGAUGCAGAGAAAAACAAAAUCAGUCUUAUUGACUUUGGUGCGGCCCGUGAGUACAGCGAGGAGUUUGUCAAGGACUACAUGGAUGUUGUUGCCGCGGCCGCUCGUCAGGACCGUGAAAAAAUCAUUGAAAAGAGCAUCAAGUUGGGUUUUCUCACCGGGAAUGAGAUGAAGCCACUGUUGGAUGCACAUGCCGCCAGCGUGGAGCUGCUGGGAAGACCGUUUCGGCACCACGACAAGCCGUUUGACUUUUCAGCAGAAAAUCUUCCCUCAAAGAUUCAGGAACACGUGCCAACUAUAAUUAAGCUACGGUUACGCCCACCUCCUACGCCGGUGUAUUCGCUCCAUCGACGGAUUAGUGGGAUUAUACUGUUGGCCACGAAACUAAAAGCCACUGUCAAUUCGGGAGAAAUGUUUUGGAAUAUUUAUAACAGCUGCAGGGCAAAAUAUGAGUGA